This is a messenger RNA of Oikopleura dioica, 1629 nucleotides long. NCBI's taxonomy places the organism in Eukaryota, Metazoa, Chordata, Appendicularia, Copelata, Oikopleuridae. The record is from the annotation of a GenBank genome assembly.
AUGACGCAGACUCAAGACUACUCUGAUCUUUUACGGCAAUUUUCCGAGCCGGUGUACCUACCCCAUGACGGGGUAGCUUUUGACUGGGAUUUCGAAGAUGUCCUCAACAAAAGCCUCGAUCCAAUCGGAUCAAGACUCGAUUCACUAAAUCGAAAAACACAAGUUUCAUUCAUCCCCAUCGCUCGGCCGCGGAAAAAUCCACCGAGUGCGCGUGAGAAGAAAAGCCGUCCGGAAUCUCGACUAUCAAGUUCCAGCCUCAUUAGGCGUACGCUCUCGCGGACUCAUACUUUUGCAAGAAGCUUCAACCGAAUCGUUGGUUUUGAAAAAGAUGAAGAGCAGCUCGACGAAAUCAUUGAAAACCCUUAUGAAUUCAAAAAAGCGGGAUCUUACGCGCACAAGAAGAGGCAUCACGAUCCGUACUCACGAAGAAAAAGAUUUAUUUAUAAAUUUCAAGCUUUUGGGAUUUUUAUUUCGAUCGCGAUGAUCAUUUGGUCAAAUGUUGUUCUUCAAAGCGAAUCGAUAAAAAGCUUGGGCGAAAAAGAACUCGAAAGUAUUCAAUUUGUAAUAGGAAGCUAUCGUUUCAAAUUCGACGAUGGGCUUCGAGCCAUCCGCUCAGUCGGAAUCGCCAACUUAGUCCUAAACUCAAUAGGAGUAGUCGCCACUUUCACAGGAAUCUACUCAGGAAUGAUCGUCUAUUCCAUCUACACCGCCUUUAUGACCCUCAUCGCUAUCGUUAACUACAGCGUUUUCAUCUCCGACUCGGCGAGAAUCAUGAGAACUGCUGGAGAAAACUUUCAAAAACUUUGGAUGAUUUAUUCACUCGGCCGGUCCGCGUGGACAAAGAAAUUCGAAGAAGCCAACAAAUGCUGUGGUUUUUACAACGGACUUGACUACUGCGGCGAUUAUAUUACGGAAAUGAUUCUCGACCCUGAAAUAAAAAGUGAUCUCAAAAAAAUUCACGAUAAAUUAGAUGAGUUGGAGCACCAGCCGCAGUUGAAGUCGCCACUGCCGAUGGAAGGGCAGAGCGCGUACAGUUAUUACUCAGAGGAAUCAAAUUUUGAGGAAGAGGGGAUCAACGAAACCAAUAAUCUUGAAAUCUCUUCCAAAACCGAUGAUUCAUCUUCCUCAUCGUACAGUUACGAUGACUACCUUUUGGACACCAGAAGCGCUCGCCUGUCUCCUUACUCCCCGAACUCUCCGUGUGAGCUCAUUACAAGUCUGGACAUCAAUUUCGGCCUGAUGUACCGCCCAUGCACGAAACGCGGCGAGCAAAUCUUAUCCGUCUACGAUGUCUGCCCUAAAGACGUGUGUUUCACUGAGGGCUGCCAGCCAACCCUAGAAUAUUACGCAAAAUGGAAUGUGAUAAUUCCUUUGUUAAUUUUUCUUGCCGUUUAUUCCCUGGGCUUUAUUUUUGGCCUGAUUUUUAUUUUUCAAUUGACGCACAAUUUCCGCAAAACCGUGGGUCUGGAAAGAAGAAGAACUCUUCAGAGAAAAAGCUCGAGGGAAAGAAAGAAUAUUUACAAAGCGCCAGCUUGGGUUUCGAUGGAGGAUGAUAAGUUCCCGCAGCUGAUCUGGGGGUAUCUUUCGAGAUGCUUUUACUCCGAUUAUAUAAAAAUAAAAGAAGGAUAG